AUGGCGGGUGGAAAAAGACAUGUGAUGAGUCCUCAAGUAUACCGGGCACCGCACAAAGUCAACACAUCGAGGACGAUGAUGACGACGAGCAAGAUGGCGGCACCUCCGAAGAAGGUAUUGCCUGCUCCUUCGGCUGGUCCCAAGCCAGAAGAAACUGUGAAGAGAGUAUACUGCUGCACCACCCAAAUCGAGCCCAGUCUCAGCAAAGGCACCUUUAACACCUAA
Molecule: messenger RNA, 225 nt
Organism: Rhinocladiella mackenziei CBS 650.93
Lineage: Eukaryota; Fungi; Ascomycota; Eurotiomycetes; Chaetothyriales; Herpotrichiellaceae
Exons: 1
Coding region: 1-225 (74 amino acids)
Source: RefSeq, a predicted model, not a curated record